ACAUAGGUCGAGCCACGUCAAACUGACAACCACCUGUGAGCUCGUCGAUGUUGCACAAGCUCGCUUGUGGGUGAUCUCGCGUCUAGAGUUGUGGAAAACUGUCAUAAUUUAUUAAUCAAUUCUGAUUCGAUCACACGCGUCGUCGUAGUUGCAACAAUCUCAUCCCUGUUUACAUUUGAUAUCGUCAUCUUUGUAGAUUCCUUGUAUUAGUUUUCCUGGCUGUCUAGACUUUUCACUAUCUUAUUGCAGCACGUAAUUGGUCUUAAAGUUUUUUUUCUGGGUUUCAUUGUUAUUUCUUCUUUCGACGUGUGAGGCGGAGUAUAAUAUCUGGUUAGACAGUAGCAAAACAGACAACCGAAAAUGGAGUUCUUGUCAAACGCACGUAUUGUUCUCGUAACACUAUUCGUUUCGUCGAUAAAAUUGACAUCUGCGAACUACUGUGAAUGGAAUACGUGUCAAUCCUGGGAGUACUGCUGCGGAGACAAUAUGUGCUGUACUAAUAAUGAUGUGGUCCUCAAUUUAACAAUUUUAGUCUGCGCUGCCUUGGCUCUGCUGUUAAUAUGCUGCAGUAUGCUGUUCAUGUGCCGAUAUUUAUGCCGUGUCAGACAUCCUGUAUUCCAGCUUGUAGGUAUUGAUGGGUGUUUUGCAAAGGAUGCCGAGUCUACAAGCAACUUGCCUGCUUUCGAGGUGGUUAAUGAAGAUAGAAUAUACACAGAGCCUCCUCCACCAUAUUCAGAGGUGACGCGAAAUGUGAAGUAAAGAUACACGAGUAAUCCAAGGAACGUUGAACUUUGAGGGAUCUUGCAAAAUCAAUUAAACUGAAUUUUCUUGAGGACUGGCAUCGAAUCGAAUGAA
Neodiprion virginianus is the source of this 855-nucleotide messenger RNA. RefSeq lists its product as uncharacterized. NCBI's taxonomy places the organism in Eukaryota, Metazoa, Arthropoda, Insecta, Hymenoptera, Diprionidae. The record is from RefSeq and is a predicted model, not a curated record. Bases 361 to 759 code for a protein of 132 amino acids. The transcript has 5 exons.